Messenger RNA from Aplysia californica (California sea hare), 8532 nucleotides. Its product is annotated as serine/threonine-protein kinase mTOR. Bases 192 to 7730 code for a protein of 2512 amino acids. Gene Ontology annotation, molecular function: protein binding; protein-containing complex binding; protein serine/threonine kinase activity. NCBI's taxonomy places the organism in Eukaryota, Metazoa, Mollusca, Gastropoda, Aplysiida, Aplysiidae. The transcript has 56 exons. The record is from RefSeq and is a predicted model, not a curated record. Gene Ontology annotation, biological process: negative regulation of macroautophagy; protein phosphorylation; TOR signaling. Gene Ontology annotation, cellular component: TORC1 complex; TORC2 complex; nucleus.
UGUUUUACCCAUUACUCUCAUUUGUCAACUCAGAAAAACAUGGAUGGUCGCCAAAUGUCUGGCCGACUACACAACAUCAAGAUCAAGAUCUAUGUCUGUCUUUAACAAGAUUGCAGGCACAAAAGUGUGCAGUCCAACCCUGAGCCUGUUUUGACAAGAGAUAUUGUUGCAAAGUUGCCAGAUUUAUCACCAUGUCUACCAAAAGUAUGCUUCAAGGCUUUGUUGCAGGCCUUAAGCAUCGGGCAGAAGAUGUUAGGUUUAAGACAGCAAUUGAACUUCACCACUUUGUGGUUACUGAACUUCGGGAAAUGCCACAGGAUGAUGUGGCAUCCUUCAUGGAUGAUUUCAAUCAUCACAUCUUCGAGAUGGUCUCGAGCCCAGAUGUCAGCGAGAGGAAAGGAGGUGUCUUAGCCAUUGUGAGUCUGCUAGGUGGAGAUGUUGGCAACAUUGGCACCCGGAUGAGCAGAUUUGCCAAUUAUUUGAUGAACUUGCUGCCGUCCAACUCGUACGAUUUGGGUGUGAUGGAAAUGGCUGCCAAGGCGGUGGGCAUCCUGGCGCUCUCGUCGGGAACGUACGCUGCCGAGUACGUGGAGUUUGAGGUGCGGCGCAACUUGGAGUGGCUUGUGUCAGACCGCGUCGAAGGAAAAAGGCAGGCUGCCGUGUUUGUCCUGAAGGAGCUGGCCUUGAACACCCCGACGUUUUUCUACCAACAAGUACAACAGUUCUUUGAGUCCAUUUUCUUUGCUGUGCGGGAUCCAAAGCCAUCGAUCCGAGAGGGAGCUGUCGGAGCGCUUAGAGCUGCCCUGGCCGUCACGUCGCAGAGAGAGACCAAAGCGAACCAGAGAUCAGUGUACAAGCAAUGUUUCGACGAGUCGCUGAAGCCGUUUGACGAGACGGUCGGGCGGGAGAAGAAGAUGACUCGUGACGACUGGAUGCACGGCUCGCUGCUCAUCAUCAACGAGCUUCUGAGGUGUAGCAACAACGAGGCGGAGCGACUGAGAAUUGAAGUAGAAGAAAUCACGUCUGAGCAAGUGAUUCAUGAGAAAACUGCAAAGGAAUUCGGCAGCAAAUCCAAGGUCCACGCGAGCGUGUCAGCCCUACAGCAGAUCCAGCAGAAGUCAUCGUCUCUGUAUGCCUUCUGCCCCGGGGCCAGGGAGAGCCAGCAGAAGAUCCCGCUGUAUGAGAGCAAGACUUGUAAGGACCUCAUGACUGGAAACUUUGACAGGAUCUGUAACCUGAUGCUGGCUCACCGCACCAGCCGCAGCACCUACGUCCAGCAGACUCUGCUCAUAGCCCUGCCCAGGCUGGCCGCGUUCAACCCGCAGGUGUUCACACGCAUCUUCGGAUUAGAAAACCAGCGAUUCAAAUGCCAUGUGGGAAGGAACCCCGCUAAGAAAGAAAAGCGCUACCUGCAAGACACCAUCAACUUCCUGCUGGGCAUUCUCAAGCGAGAGCGCGACCGCUCCCAGGCAUUCCUGGCCGUGGGUUUCCUGGCGAUCGCGGUGCAGGGGGAAAUCUUCACGUACAUGAGCAGGAUCAUGGAUAUCAUCCGUGCCUCGCUGCCCUCCAGGGAUCUCUCCACAAAGAAGAACCGUAACUUCGUGGUGGACCCAGCGGUGUUCACCUCCGUCAGCAUGCUGGCCCGCGCCAUGGGCCCCACGCUCACCCACGACGUGAAGGAGCUGCUGGAGUCUAUGCUGGCCACAGGACUCAGCCCUGCCCUGACGGCGGCCCUGCGAGAGCUGGCCACACAGAUCCCACAGCUCAAGAAGGACAUUCAGGACGGGCUGCUCAAGAACCUGUCGCAGGUGCUCAUGGGGCAGACGCUGAGGCACCCGGGCGCCUCCAGCAUACCCUCACAGCUCCUCUCAGCGCCCCCCAUCAACGACGCGAGCGAUGUGACCAACGUGACCCUUGCCCUCCGCACUCUGGGCAGCUUUGACUUUGAGGGUCACUCGCUGACCCAGUUUGUGCGCCACUGUGCCGAGCAUUACCUGGCCAGUGAGCACAAAGAGAUCCGCAUGGAGGCGGUGAUCACGUGCGCCAGAUUGCUCUCCCCGCUGCUGCAGCUACUGUCUCGACAACAGGGCCAUGUGAGCAUGACGGCCAUGACCACCGUAGCGGAGGUCCUCAACAAAUUGCUGGUGGUUGGCAUCACAGACUCGGAUGCGGACAUCCGCUACUGCGUGCUGACCUCGCUGGACGAGAGAUUCGACCCUCACCUCGCCCAGGCGGAGAACCUCAGCGCUCUUUUCAUCGCGCUCAACGACGAGGCCUUUGAGAUCCGAGAGCGAGCCAUCUGCAUGAUUGGACGGCUCAGCGCCAAGAACCCGGCCUACGUCAUGCCUUCCCUGAGGAAAGUGCUCAUUCAGAUCCUGACGGAGCUGGAGCACAGCGGCAUCGGUCGCAACAAGGAACAAGCGGCGCGCAUGCUGGGUCACCUGGUGUCCAACACGGCGCGGCUCAUCAAACCCUACAUGGUCCCCAUCAUGGAGACUCUGAUCCCUAAGCUGAAGGAGGCCGACCAGAACCCGGCGGUGGUCAUCAGCGUGCUGCAAGCCAUUGGAGAACAGGCUCAGGUCAGCGGUCCUGACAUCAGCAAGUGGAUGGAUCAGCUACUGCCCAUCAUCAUGGACAUGUUACAGGACUCCUCUUCUCUGCAGAAGAGAGAGGUAGCGCUGUGGACGCUGGGCCAGCUGGUGGAGAGCACGGGCUCGGUGGUGGAGCCCUACAGCAAGUACCCGACGCUGCUGGACGUGCUGCUCAACUUCCUCAAGACGGAGCAGUCGCACAGCAUCAGGAGGGAGGUGAUCCGAGUGCUGGGUCUGUUGGGUGCCCUUGACCCCCACAAGCACCGCACCAACCUGGCGGCCAUCAAGGAGUCGGAGGCUUCGGCCAGCAAGUCGGAGGUCAAGCUGAGUGGACAGGACCCAAGUCUUGGAGACGUGAACGUGAGCGAGCUGAUGAGCUCGUGCAACUCCCUGGAGGAGUUCUAUCCGGCUGUCGCCAUCCACCUCCUGAUGCGGAUCAUCCGCGACCCGUCGCUGGCGCAGCACCACAAGAUGGUGGUGCAGGCCAUCACCAUCAUCUUCAAGUCGCUCAACAUCAAGUGCGUGCCGUACAUACAGACGGUGAUCCCCGCCUACCUCACCGUCUUCCGCACGGCCGAUCCCAGCUUCAGAGAGUUCCUGUUCCAGCAGCUGGGUGUGAUCAUCGCCAUUGUGAAGCAGCACAUCAAGAACUACCUGGAGGAUAUCUUCAACCUUAUCAAGGAGUACUGGACGACGUCCACCUCGAUGCAGAGCGCCAUCAUCAUCCUGAUCGAGCAGAUCGUCAACGCGUUGGGCACCGAGUUCCGCAUGUACCUGUCGCAGAUCAUUCCCCAGAUUCUGCGUGUCUUCAUGCAUGACACCAGUGAGAACAAGAUCGUCACUGCCAAGCUCCUCAAGGCCCUGGAGAUGUUUGAUGGUAACCUUGACGACUACCUCCACCUGUUGCUGCCCCCUGUGGUCAAGCUUUUUGACAGUCCUGAGAACCCAAUACACGUCCGCAGGAGCGCCCUAGAGACCAUUGACCGCCUGACCGACUCCCUGGACCUGUCGGACUACGCCUCGCGCAUCAUCCACCCGCUGGUGCGCACCAUGGACUCGACCCCGGCCCUCCACUCGGUGUGCAUGGACACGCUGUGCACGCUGGUCAUCCAGCUCAACCACAAGUUCACCAUCUUCAUCCCCAUGGUGACCAAAGUGAUUGCCCGCCAGAAGAUUCACCACCAGCGCUUCCACAUCCUCAUGACCCGCAUACUCAACGGCACCACCAUAGCAGAGGAAGAAGACGAUCCAAUCCUGAUGAAGAAGGAGAGGAUGGAUAUUCUCAUCCGUAAAGGCAAGGACCGCUCGGAUAACGCUCCGGAUACCACAGCAUUCAAGAAGCUCAGUGUCAACUUUGACACCAUGAAGCGGGCUUUGGAGACUGGACGCCGUGUGUCGAAGGAGGACUGGAUGGAAUGGCUGAGGAAACUGAGCAUCGAGCUGCUGAAGGAGUCGCCGUCCCCCGCCCUGCGCUCCUGCCUGGCCUUGGCUCAAACUUACAACCCUCUGGCUAGGGACCUGUUCAACUCUGCCUUCCUGGCUUGCUGGACAGAGCUGACGGAGAUCCAACAGGACGACGUGAUCGCCAGCCUGGAGAAGACCUUGAACUCCCCGGAGAUCCCCGAGAUCAUGCAGACGCUGCUUAACCUCGCUGAGUUCAUGGAGCACUGCGACAAGGGACCUCUGCCAGUGGACGGACACCUGCUGGGCGAGCAGGCCAUGAAGUGUCGAGCCUAUGCCAAGGCCCUGCACUACAAGGAGUAUGAGUUCCACAAGGGGCCUAACACACAGAUCUUGGAGAGUCUGAUCAGCAUCAACAACAAACUUCAGCAGAGAGAAGCUGCCAAGGGAGUCUUGUCUUAUGCCAUGAAACACAACCAUGCUAACCUGAAAGUCCAGGAGAGCUGGUACGAGAAGCUGCACGAGUGGGAGAAGGCGCUGCAGGCGUACCAGAGGAAGCAGGAGCAGAACAAGGAGGACAACACGCUCACCCUGGCCCGCAUGAGGUGUCUCGAGGCCAUGGGAGACUGGAACCAGCUGCACGAGAUCGCGCUGAACCGUUGGCCCAGUGUGUCUGAUGACGUGCGUACCUCCAUGGCACGCAUGGCCUCUGUGGCUGCCUGGGGUCUGGGCCAGUGGGACAGUGUGGAGCAGUACCUGUGCUUCAUCCCGCGCACCAGUCACGACGCCGCCUUCUUCCGGGCCGUGUUCGCCCUGCACUCGGAGAACUACCAGACGGCUCAGCAGUGCAUUGACAAAGCCCGAGACAUUCUGGACACUGAGCUGACGGCCAUGGCUGGGGAGAGCUACAACAGAGCUUACGGGGCGAUGGUCAAUGUCCAGAUGCUGUCAGAGCUGGAAGAGGUGAUCCAGUACAAGCUGGUGCCAGAGCGUCGGGAUGCCAUCAAACAGAUGUGGUGGAACCGACUCAAAGGCUGUCAGAGAGUGGUGGAGGACUGGCAGAAGAUCCUACAGGUCCGGUCGCUGGUCAUCUCUCCGAUGGAAGACAUGGACGCCUGGCUCAAGUACGCCAGUUUGUGCCGCAAGAACGAACGACUGGCCCUGUCCCACAAGACACUAGUGACCCUGCUGGGAGUGGACCCGUCGAAACAGCCGGACCACAACAUCCCCACCACCCACCCCAAGGUCACUUACGCAUACCUCAAGCACAUGUGGAAGGACAACCAUAAGAAAGAGGCGUACGUGAAGCUCCAGCAUUUCGUCCGACAGUCACUGCAGACCAAGUCUCUGCAGAUCAUGGGCCCCGACGAGGCCGGUCAGAGGGCAAAGCUCAACCAACUGACUGCCAGAUGUUACCUACGGCUGGGCCAGUGGUCAGAGGAUGUGCACGGCAUCUCGGAGGAGUCCAUCCCGCAGAUCCUCGAGUACUACAACCUGGCGAAGGAACACGACGACACCUGGUACAAGGCGUGGCACUCCCUAGCCCUGAUGAACUACGAGGCCGUGCUGUUCUACAAGCAGAGAGAGCAGGCGGCCGGCGUGGCGGCAGGCUACGCGACCCCUGAGGGCGCUCUGGACAUUCCCCCGAGGCUGGACCUGAACUCUUCGCCCAGGCCCGAGUCGAAUUCGGCAAAGAUCCAGUACUGUAUCCCGGCGGUCCACGGCUUCUUCAAGUCCAUCGCGCUGUCCUCACAGAACAGCCUACAGGACACACUCAGGCUGCUGACCCUGUGGUUUGACUACGGCCAGUGGCCCGAGGUGUACGACAUGAUGAGCGAGGGCGUCACCAGCAUACAGAUCGACAACUGGCUGCAGGUCAUCCCGCAGCUCAUCGCGCGCAUCGACACGCCGCGCUCCCUGGUGCAGCGCCUCGUUCAUCAGCUGCUCAUUGACAUCGGCAAAGCUCACCCGCAGGCGUUGAUCUACCCUCUGACAGUGGCCUCCAAGUCCAACAGUCCGCUCCGACAGGCUGCAGCCAACAAGAUCCUCAAGAGUAUGUGUGAGCGAAGUCAGAACCUGGUGGCUCAGGCUAUGCUGGUGUCGGAGGAGCUGAUCCGCGUGGCCAUCCUGUGGCAUGAGCUGUGGCACGAAGGCCUGGAGGAGGCGUCACGUCUCUACUUCGGCGACCGUAACGUGCGCGGCAUGUUUGCCACGCUCGAGCCGCUGCACAACAUGAUCGAGCGGGGUCCGCAGACGCUGAAGGAGACGUCCUUCACUCAGGCGUACGGCCGAGACCUGAUGGAGGCCCAGGACUGGUGCCGCAAGUACCAGCGCUCGGGCGUGGUCAAAGACCUCACGCAGGCCUGGGACCUCUACUACCACGUCUUCCGCCGGAUCUCCAAACAGCUGCCGCAGCUGACCUCCCUAGAGCUGCAGUACGUUUCCCCCAAACUGCUCCACUGUCGUGACCUUGAACUGGCCGUGCCAGGCUUGUACGACCCCGUACAGCCGAUCAUACGCAUCAAGAGGGUUCAAAGUUCGCUACAGGUCAUCACCUCCAAGCAGAGGCCCAGGAAGCUCAGCAUAUUCGGCAGCGACGGAGAAGAGUAUCAGUUUUUACUGAAGGGCCACGAGGAUCUCCGCCAGGAUGAGAGGGUCAUGCAGCUCUUCGGUCUAGUCAACUCCCUGCUCCGUAACAACCCAGACACCUUCCGCAGGAAUCUCACAAUCACCCGUUUUGCUGCCAUUCCUCUGUCCACAAAUUCUGGCCUGAUUGGCUGGGUGCGGAACUGUGACACGAUCCACGCCCUGAUCCGCGACUACCGAGAGAAGAGGAAGAUCCUGCUCAACAUAGAACACAGGGUCAUGCUCAGGAUGGCGCCUGACUACGACCACCUGACCCUGAUGCAGAAGGUGGAGGUUUUCGAACACGCCCUCGAGCACACACAGGGCGACGACCUGGCUCGCAUACUCUGGUACAAGUCGCCCAGCUCUGAGGUGUGGUUUGAUCGUCGCACCAACUACACCCGAUCCCUGGCUGUCAUGUCCAUGGUGGGCUACGUGCUGGGUCUGGGAGACAGACAUCCGUCUAACCUGAUGCUGGAUCGUCUCAGUGGGAAGAUCAUCCACAUUGACUUUGGCGACUGCUUCGAGGUGGCAAUGGUGCGAGAGAAAUACCCGGAGAAGAUUCCCUUCCGGCUCACGCGCAUGCUCAUCAAUGCUAUGGAGGUGACGGGCAUCGAUGGCAACUACCGCAUGACGUGCCAGAAGGUGAUGUCGGUGCUGCGCGAGAACAAGGAGUCGCUGAUGGCCGUGCUGGAAGCGUUUGUCUACGACCCGCUGCUCAGCUGGAGGCUAGUCGAUGCCCACAAGACCAAGGGGGCGGGGGGCGCAGCCGCGGGCGGCAAGGGGGGCAAGUCGGGCGGAUCCAUCAACGACAGUCACGAGGGAUCUGCAUCCGGCGACCUGAUUGAGAACCUGGACGGCAGCCAGUCGGGCAUUGCGGGCAAGAAGGGCGGUGAGGCAGGGGAGCCGGCAGACGAUGUGGCUGUAGCGCCGGAGGUCACUAGCAAGAAGGCCAUCAGUAUUGUGAACCGCGUCAGGGACAAACUCACAGGUCGCGACUUUGGCCAGGAGGAGUCGGUGGACGUGACGAACCAGGUGGAGCUGUUGAUUCAGCAGGCCACGUCGCACGAGAACCUGUGCCAGUGCUACAUCGGCUGGUGCCCCUUCUGGUAGACCGGCGAUGCUACGGGUUUGUUGGUUGGCCGGUGGGUGCUCUAGUGCGGACGGUUUUCUCUCUCUUUUUCCUUCCUAUCAUCCGUCUAUUGUCCCCUAUCUCUCGUCGUCCUUCUUUUCUUUGUAUGUUACUUUCUUCUAGUCACUCCUCUGAUCUUUGGCACUUAUAUGACAUGUUUGUUUUGGAAUUGCCGUAGAACUCUUUACUAAAACAAAACUUAUCAGAUGCUGAAAUAGCUGCGUAUGUAGAGAGCGUGUCGUGUGUGUGUGUGUGUGUGUCAUGUGCGAUAUUGAUACACUGCCAUGUGAUGAGAGCGUGUUGUGGUGUGAUGUGAAAACACUGUUGUGGGAGCACAUUUUUUAAAAAGACGUGUGUGUCAAGACCGUGGACUGUGAGUGCCUAUGUCCGUAUUUAGAACAUAAACAUGUCUGAUGUGAAUGGUAGAUAAAUACGUCGUCUACCACAAGAAGAGUUUUUUUUGUACAUAUUUGUGUACCUGUAUGAGAAAAUGAGGAACUUUUAUAGUGACGGAGUGGAGGGUUGUGAGGGAGAGGGAGAGAUUCUGUUCUAUCCGUGAUUCUCAUUCCUGAAGAUUUUCAGAUUCUGAUUGUCUUGUUUCUCGUAAAGUGAAGCAGUUGCCUUUGUGUAAACAGUUGGUGAUGGACUUCACAAAUGAAAAACUUGCAGCUCAUGUUAAAUGCAUGGUUGGCGAGUUCUCUGGUACAAUUUGCUCCUUCUUUCCUGUCAAACUCUGCCAUCCUUAUCUCUCCCCUUUCUUUUCUUUGUAAUGAUACUCUCUAG